CAAAAUAUCAUUUCACGUUAAAAGUGUGCAGGGAAAGGUACUCGGUUGGCCACAAAUCAAGCUGUAUACGCUCUCAAUUGGAAACAAGUUCACCAUCUCCUCCGGAGAGCAGUCGAGAAUACCGUGUGCUUGGAGGCAGCCGUUGGCUGUGAUUCGUAAAACCUCAACUACGAACUUCAAACGCGAAGCACGAGAACUUGGACGUGAGAGCAGGUGCCACACGCAUAGCAAGUUUACCCUGGUGACGAGAACCACAAGUAGGCUACCCUCUCCAAUUAAAAGCCGCGAAAAGCCCAAUCAGGCAAACGAUAAAACACGGCUACAACUCAUAGAUGUUAAUGGUCUGACUUAAAACUGUUGACGAGACAGCACAAAACAGAUUAUUUUGUGGACGAAACUUGCAGACGUCACGAAUCGUCAAGUGACAUGUUACGAGGAGUCGCAGUUGCCUUGGCCGUGACGGUCCUCUGGGUGUCGGGGGGCUUUCGCGGCCUGGUCUCGGCGCAGAGGGACAGUCGAGCUUCGCUGGAGCUUGUGGACGGGGGCUACGUGAAUCUGCUGAUCGGCAUCAGUGACAGGGUUCCCAACAAUCCAGCUCUGCUAGACCGCAUAAUGUUUGUCUUCACCGAAGCUUCCAAAUUCCUGUUUCAAGCUACCAAGAAGCGUGCCUACUUUAAAGACAUUCACAUCCUGGUUCCGGAGAGUUGGGAAGACUCGGCAGAGUAUUCCAUCGUUACUUGGCAGCGCUUCGACCAAAGUGACGUCCUCGUCGACUUCUCGGGAGCGAAUAAGACAAACCUUCCGUACACGAACAGAUCAACACCGUACACGAACAAGGCAACACCAUGCGGAGAACCCGGGCAAUUCAUUCAUCUAACUCCGGAAUACAUACUAUCGCAGAGUAUUGCAAACCCCUAUGGACCUUAUGACAAGGUGGGGGGAGGUUCUUAGGCCAAAAAAAAAAGUCUCCGGUUUCUGGU
Messenger RNA from Patiria miniata (bat star), 980 nucleotides. RefSeq names its product calcium-activated chloride channel regulator family member 3-like. The record is from RefSeq and is a predicted model, not a curated record. Lineage: Eukaryota; Metazoa; Echinodermata; Asteroidea; Valvatida; Asterinidae. Bases 427 to 951 code for a protein of 174 amino acids. The transcript is spliced from 2 exons.